UUCGAGUGAGUAAUUGUGCGCGCCGCGCUCGCACAGCCUUGUGCACCCAGCACCAAAAAAAAGUAUGGCGGCGAACGUCAUCGACCUCGCUUUGUCGGAUGACGAGAACGAGCAACCGCAGCAACCGGUCGUCGCGCCGCAGCGCUCGACCGCAAAUAUUUUACAAUUAGCCUUGGCGAGGGCCGGCGGCGCGCAGUUCCGCCAGCCGCAGCAAGCGAGGCAACAAGUCCUCCAGCAGGCGCGGCAGGCCCUCUACGGCGCACCCGGCUUCGGCUCCAUGCAGUCUUCGUAUCAAUUUGAAAACGUCGUACUAGCGGUCGCCGACGCCUCGCACUUCCGCAUCACCUCCGACAGUAGAAUGCCCUCGUCCGUAAACCAGGUCGCCAACGCGACCCCGGAAGCGACCUGGGAGGACGACUGCUGGAAGGUGCCCUUGGACAAGUACCAGACCACGGUUUAUGCUUUAACGCAAGCCGGCGUGAGGUUCGAACCCAUCCCGACGCAAGUUUUGUCCGCCCUAUCAGCUGCCGAUGAUUCCAACAACGACUGGCAGGCCGGCAAUUCCAGAAUGGACGAGGAGGGCUACGCCAAAGGUGAUCAAGAUGAUGCCGACGCCGUGUCAGAUGUUCCGAGGAGCGUCUGGCGAGCUUUGGCGCCGUUUCAAAGAUACGGCGUCUCCUGGAUCGUCAAGAACAAUGGCCGAGCGUUGCUAGCCGACGAGCCGGGUCUCGGAAAGACGAUUCAAGCGAUAGGCGCGGCUACUGCUUAUUACCACGAAUGGCCUUUAUUAGUCGUGUGCCCGUCCUCAGCCAGAUUCCACUGGGAGCACGAGUUCCGGACCUGGCUCCCGGACGAAGAUUAUAUACCGGCCGGGGAGAGCGGCGUGCUUGUGGUCACGAGCCAAGCGAUGGCCGAGUUCAUCGGAGAAGCCAUGAUCGUUAUCGUAUCUUACGACUUAGCUCAUAGAGAUACCGUGUGUGACGCUUUGUACAAGAUGCGUCCGAACGUCGUGAUUUGUGAUGAAAGUCACUACUUAAAAAACGGCAAGGCUAGACGGACCCAGAAAUUGUUGCCUUUACUGACGGGCGCGAAACGAGCUAUUUUGAUGUCAGGGACACCCGCUCUCUCAAGACCGAACGAGAUCUUCACGCAGCUCAAGGCCAUCGACCAGGACAAGUGGAACGACCCUCACUUGUUCUCGAAGAGGUACUGCCAAUCUAGGAGAGUGAAAGAAGGCGACACCUACACGCACGCGUCCAAUAUUGAGGAGUUACAUACGCUGUUGACGGCCUCGAUCAUGCUCCGCCGCAUCAAGGCGAACAUCCUCAAGCAGCUUCCGAAGAAGAAGCGGUUGACGCGAACAGUAGCUGUGGAGGACAAGACCGUCGCGGCCGAACUCCGAGCUGAUUUGGAGGAGUUCCGGGAGCGGGCGUCGGAGCUCGCGGAGUUAUCCGCCGACGCGCGGCGCCUGAAGCGGAAACGACCAAGGGCGGCGUCCUUCGUCGAGGAGGAGAAGACCCAGGAGAACGCCGUCAUCGACAUCGAGGCGCAGCAGCGGCGCGAGAUGGCGCAGCAGAAGAAGGCCCUGUUGAUGUCCUUGUUUCGUAGAACCGGUCCCGCGAAAUUACCGGCUGCGGAACUUAGGAUCAAGGAAUUAUUGUCAGAUGAGGCGGGGGAGAAGAUUUUGGUUUUUGGCCAUCAUCGGACAGUGCUGGAUUACCUCAGCAAAGGCAUAUUGCGGACGGUGCCCCAUAUUGUGAUUAACGGGUCGACGGCGCCCCGAGAUAGACAGGCUCUGGCUACGAAGUUCCAGACGGACCCUCGCGUGCGGGUGGCUGUGCUCGGCAUUACCGCCGCGGGUGUGGCACUCACAUUAACUGCAGCCUCUCGUGUGAUCUUCACGGAGCUAUACUGGACGCCGGCCGCGUUGUUGCAAGCGGAGGACCGGAGCCACCGCAUCGGCCAGACGGCCGAGGUGAAAGUUGAAUACUUGUUGGCGCCGGAUACGGUCGAUGAUUUGUUAUGGCCUUUAGUACAUCACAAGAUGAAGCUACUCGGCGAGCUAUUUGAUAAUGAUCGGGAACAGGGCCUGGAAACGGCGGAGCGCAAGAAGAAGCAGGAAGAACUAAGUGAGGAAGAAGACGAGGAGCACCGCUUCUCGGAGGACGAGGAGGGGGACGACCUCAUCUUGGACGACGAAUUGGAAGCCCUCGAUCGGGAAGAUGAGGACGCCAAGGACAUCGCCAGGGUCAACGAGGACGAGGACGGGCGCGUGUCGCCGCCGCCUCCCCCUGCUCCCGUGGUCCAGCGCCAGGCUUCCGACAGCCAGGCGGCGCUCUUCGACGACGACAACUUCGUCUUCUAGGAUUUUUAUAUAUGGCCUCGGCCUCGUGUAACGAACGUAGUAAUUAACAAAC
Messenger RNA from Pelagomonas calceolata, 2417 nucleotides. The record is from the annotation of a GenBank genome assembly. Lineage: Eukaryota; Pelagophyceae; Pelagomonadales; Pelagomonadaceae.